Messenger RNA from Musca domestica (house fly), 5630 nucleotides. RefSeq names its product E3 ubiquitin-protein ligase listerin-like. The transcript is spliced from 14 exons. Gene Ontology annotation, molecular function: ubiquitin protein ligase activity; ribosomal large subunit binding. The coding region runs from base 144 to 5438 and encodes 1764 amino acids. Gene Ontology annotation, cellular component: cytosol; RQC complex. NCBI's taxonomy places the organism in Eukaryota, Metazoa, Arthropoda, Insecta, Diptera, Muscidae. Gene Ontology annotation, biological process: ribosome-associated ubiquitin-dependent protein catabolic process; rescue of stalled cytosolic ribosome. The record is from RefSeq and is a predicted model, not a curated record.
UCAUAUUCGAUAAAGGGAAACAUCAGAGCCGCACUCGGAUCCUGCCGUCGUUUUCCCUUUAUUUUGUCAACUUGCUGGAGCUUUGGCAUUUGUUGUAUUUGUUAAGAUAGAAAAAUAAAUCGCAUAAAAAGCAAGCACUAGACAUGGGUGGCAAAACUAAGCAUGCACAAAGAACCAAGAAUAACGUGAAGCCAUCCAGUUCGGCACGUAGUGCGGAGUUAUUGGGUACAACCCAGCCCGUGUUUGUGGGCUUUUCAGCCCAUUCGGAUUUGGGUUUGAUACCAUUUGUACCCGGCUUUGGAGCGGCAGCUGAACAAAUGCCCGAAACCUUUGAUGCCAGCAUUUCGACACCAUACCAAUUGACCCUAAAGAAGCUGUCCAAAAAAGAUCCAAUGACAAAGAAAAAGGCCCUGCAAGAAUUCAUUGAUUUAAUCAAUCAAUCUGAUAUGGAUGAGCUGAAAACCAUAUUACCAUUAUGGCCAAAAUUCUAUCAAAAUUUGGCCACAGAUCCAGAGCAUUCAGUGAGGGAAUUAACGCAGACAGUUCUACAAAUUCUCGUCACAAAAUGCAAGAAGGCAAUAGCUCCAUAUUUGAAGCAACUGGUACCAGUCUGGCUGGCUAGUCAAUAUGAUAAUUAUGCACCGGCAGCCAGCAUGGCCAGUAGUUGUUUUAAUGAGACAUUCUCCUCAAAGCUAACAGAUGUUUGUCUGCAUUGCCAAGUGGAUAUUAUUGAUUAUGCCAGCCGGAAUUUGACAUUUCACACGGCGGCCACGUUGUCAACGGGCAAAAGUUUAACACCCGAAGAAGCUGAGCAGAAAUAUCAACGUGUUGUCGUUUGCAGCCUCAAGGAGUUGUCCUUCUUUGUGGAACACACCCAAAAGGCGGAAGAUCAAAGUAAGAUUAAAGAAUUGCUGGCAAAGUUGUUGGAACAUCAGAAAUUUUUCAGCUUUGCCAAGAAUAAGCUGAAUGCCAUAAAGGCUGCCUGGUUUGAGUUCAUCUAUCAUUUACUACAAAGCCCACAGCUUUUGGAAAUUGUUGAACAGCACAAAACCCAGGUCACCACUGUGUCAUUCCAAAACAUUGAUGAAUCCGAUCCGUUGGUUGCACCCCAUGUCUGGGGUUGUAUUUUGUUGAUUCAGGCAAAUUUCCAAGAUUGGUCCCAAACAAUUGAUUUUCGUGAAAAAGUCUGGCCCAAAUUUGGUCAUUUACUGCGAAAUGCCUUCAAUCGCAAUGCCCAAGCCAUUUGCCCCAACGUCUUACCCUUCUUCUCCCAACUUUCCCAUGUUACCCAGGAUAUUGAAGAAUACCAUAAUUUCAUUAAACAGUUCUUUGACAACCUCAAGGGUGUGAUUGUCAGCGAUUCCUCCCAAAUAUCAAAGCAGGAUAACAUCAUGAUCAUCAAAACCUAUUUUGAAUGUCUGCGAUAUAUAAAUCAAAAAAUCAACAAUGCUUCCAAAGAACAAACGACGGACUCUUCUAAUACAAAUCGGGAACUUCUUGAGUAUUUGUUACAGGAAAAUGUCAUGCAACCAUUAAUGGUGUGUCUCAGCAGCUCGAAUAGUAUAUCCACAAGAUAUAUUUUUCAAAAUGCCUGUACCCUGGUGGCAUUUUUCGAUCGGCAGCAUACAACUUCAGAAAUCUAUCAGUUGUUGUUGGAUAAAUUUUGGCAAUCCCUGUUCCAAAUUACCACAGAGGGCCUUAACCAGCCAAAUGUCAGUGAACUCUAUUUGGAAAGAGUCAUAGAGCUGAUCAAUGAUUUGUAUGUGGCCAAUCCAAGUCUAGAAGAACACAAGGUUAAGUUUGCCGAAACCGAAAAAGAAGACGACGAAAACUCCACAAAAUCAGAACGUCCACAUACCCCCAAAUCCAGCCAGGUGGCUGCUGAUUUUAGACAAAAAGAACUGAAACAAUUGGUUUUACAAUUGUUACGAAUUUGCAUGGAAAAAACUCAAAAUCUUAAGACAUCGAAAUACAUUAAAAAUGUACGUAUACUGUGUAAUAUGUUUAACGAUAGGCAAUUCUUUGCGAAGCUAUGUGCGGCCGACGAGAGUUUGGAUGGAGCACUCAAGGCAUUUAUUCAACUUCUCAGCUCAUCGUUUAUGGACAAUGAGGCGUGUGAAAUUGUGGUAGAUGUUAUUUUUGAGAUUCUCCAACACUGUGAGAAGGCAAAACGUUUCGAAUACAUCGAUAAGGAGUUGAUAAAGAUUUCCCAUCACCUGACCCAAACGUUGGUAUUAAAUCGUUUGCUAUCCCAUCCGCUAUGUGUUGAGCCCGAAAUACGCACAAUACUCUGCCAAGAGGAAAUCACAAAUAUCAUUAGCAAAGUAGCCGAGGAUGUGGUGAAGAAUAAUUCCAAAGAUCUAUUCAAUCUUUUGCAUAAAUGUUUCUUUGAAACUGAUACGGGAGAAAUAUUAAUAUCCCCCAAAACGGUGGAUAAGAUUCUAAUGACAUUAUCAAAACCCCUAACGGAUGGUCCAGACGAAACUAAUGCCGAAGAGGAUCCAGAUCAAGAAACAGAUGUUGAUGCCUGUGGCAGUUUUAUUGCCCAAAUUAUGCCGGUGGUGUGCUCCAAAGAAAAUGCCUCCCUGGAGGUAAAACACGAGGUGUUUCUACGCCUCUUUACAUUUAGCAUACAAAAAUCUGUAAGCGAUUACAUAUCUGAAGAUACUCUAUGGGAAAUCACCACAUGCUGGCAGGAUGCCCUAUCAAGUGAGGAUAUAAUUUUGGACAACGAAUUGCUAGAGAAAUGUUCGCUCAUCAUUGAUAGGCAAGGGGAGAAAACGAAUCUUACUCCAACCAACAUCGAUUCCAUAGCAGAAGCAACCGGCAAGUUUGUGACAUGUUCCACGGAGAAUAUAUCCGACGAAAAAGAAAGAUACAAUAAAAUUGAUCAUAUUCUUCAGACGAUAUUGAAACAAGACACCAAUGGAGUAAAUGAACUCUUGAAUGUCUGCCUUUUUAUAGAAUCCCUAAAGGGAUUGGCCACGCCGAGCUCAGGCUAUACCGGCCAUGUUAAUAAACUGGCAAAGUUGCAAGGCACCCUGCAACGGUCUCUACUGAAUUUUUCAAUACUCAGUAAAUUGGUGUGUGGUAAACCCCAAGAAUCCACCCAACAACAGGAUAAAAACGAAGGCAACGAUGAUGAAAUAACCGAAGAUUACUGUGAUCCAAAUGAAAAUCUACUUAAAGUAUGGUCAAAUUAUUUACAAAUGGAAUUGCUGAACUACAUUAACAUAGCAGCUGCCGGAGACUCUUUGAUAAAUCAAUGCGCUGAUGCCCUGGAUACAAACAUCGAAUCACUGUGUUUGGAAUUUUCGGAGAAAGUCCAAUUCCUGUUGCGAAAUUCAGGUGAAUUAAGUAUAACCCUAAAGGAAUUACUCAUGGAAGAAUCGGCCAAGGAGCAGAAUUUGGCAUAUUAUCGUUCCCUGCCCUAUCUGGUGAACAUCCAACAAUAUUCGCAGUUUGAAGAAAGUGGCCUGCUGCUCUUGGCCGAAGAUCUGCAGGAAUAUUUUGCCCAAAAGAAAACAUUCAAAGCCUAUAUGGGAGCCUUACAAUAUCUUCUGCCGAAAUUGGAAGCCAAAACCAUAGAUCUCCAAUGUCCCAUAAUGCGUUGUGAACCCAACGAUAUUUGGAUAAAGGCUGGCGUCUUUCGUGCUCUUUUGGAGAAUAAUUUCUCCCUGGCCUAUAAUGAAAAAUCCGAUCAAAAUAUUAUAUCCGUAACCGUGCAGUUUAUCACAGAACAUUCGGAUAAGUUGCACACGCAAAAGGAUUUGUUACUCUAUCAAAGCGAAAUUUUCAAACAAGAAAUACCCACAAUUCUAAAUGCCGUGGAAUACAUCAAAUUGCUGUCGUGUGCUCUCGAGUGUAUACCCCAUCAGUUGACGAUAAAAAAUUGGGAUGUCAUACGCAUCGGUUUGGGCCAUUGGAUAUUGAGUGUUACCAAGUCUCUGGACUAUGCCUUGGAAAAUGCCGAUCAAAAGAGCUUAUAUUUUACACUGCAAGUCUUCAAAUUGUUUGCCGCUCUCACAAAAUUUUUCCACGAAGAGAAGCAAAAGAGUUCCACAGAACUUCUUAAAAAUGUCUAUGAUGAAUGGCUGAAUGUAUUCUCGCGUGAUGUUUAUUUGACCAUAUUCAAAACAUUCUACAAGAUAUGUCAAUAUCAAGAUAUCAAGGACAGUUUUAGUGAUUGUUGGCAGGUAUUUCUUGUGGAAUUAACGGCCACCAUGGAAUAUCUUGACUAUGGAGUUAUCUACACGUUCUGCAAAUCUUCCAGCCAAAUGACGUUGGAUCAUGUUUGUAAUUUUUUGCUAAAAAAUCUCUCAAGUCCUGUCCAUUCCCUACGCACCCUAAGCAUGCAUAUGAUGCGCAAUCUAACACCCUACUUUGUGGCUGAUGAUAUUGAAAUGUAUGACAUUAAAUCGGAACAAAUCGAUAAGGAUGAACAUCAGGAAAUUAAAUGGCAUUUCCUUAAUCGUUUUGAGGACUAUAUAGGACGUUAUGAUGGACCCAUAAGGAAAUAUUUACAAGAAUUUAGUUUCAAACUUACCGAAAUAUCUGAAAUGCAGCCGGUGGAUCGUCAUGAGGCCUUCUCAUAUCUUAUGCUGUGGGAUUGCAUUAUCUAUGCCUGUGCCAAAUCUCCCGUGGCUUUACGUUCAGUUUAUACAACGUUCUUGCAUGAAAACAAAUAUGAAGAGAAUUUAUUACACUUCCUGUUUCGCUGUAUGCCAGUGGAAAUUUUGAAAAAUCACAGUACCAAACAGUUAAACAAUGAUAUUUUCAAGGGUCUGACGUGGUCACAAAUCAAGGAUAACAACCUCUCCUUGGAGAAAUAUACCUGCCAUCUGUAUACGGAUGUUUUGAGCAAACUACCCGCUGUUGUACGCAAAUGGUGGAAUACCAGUCCUUCGCGACAAAAGACCUUUGUCGAUACGCUGACCACGAAUUUUGUGUCGCCCAUUAUCUGUCAAGAGGAACUUAUGGCCAUUGCUGGGAAAAAGGAUAAACAUGAAAAUAUGCAGGUUACCGUACACAUAUCGACACGAGAAGUUUUGGCAGUGUAUUCCAUAGAUGAGGCUCGCAUGGAGUUGGUUAUAACAUUGGCCUCAAAUUAUCCGCUGGGUUCGGUCAAAGUGGAUUGUAACAAACAAAUCGGUGGAAGGGCUUCGUCACGCAAUGUGGCCAUGCAGUUGACCAUAUUUUUGACACAUCAGAACGGCACCAUAUUUGAUGGCCUGGCCCUGUGGAAGAACAACUUGGACAAGAAAUUCGAAGGUGUUGAAGAAUGUUAUGUCUGUUAUACGGUCAUACAUCAAGAUACUUGCCAAUUACCCAAACUGACAUGUAAAACAUGUAAAAAGAAAUUCCAUGGGCCAUGUUUGUACAAAUGGUUUACAACCAGUUCGAAGUCAACUUGCCCCAUUUGUAGAAAUGUCUUCUAAUAGAAUAUCAACUAUAAAAAGCAAUAGCAAUUUAGCUUUUAAUCAAAAACUCCAGGCGUUAUGGUCACAACAAAUCGCUCCUAACACAUACUGUGUGUAUGUGUGAGCGGUAUAAAUUAUUGUAUAAUGCUUAUAGAUUAUUUAACCUUAAAUUAUUCAAAUAAACAUUGUAUAAAAGAAAUUAAGAAUAAA